Messenger RNA from Myotis myotis, 2006 nucleotides. It is a transcript of the gene FAM53A, whose product is annotated as family with sequence similarity 53 member A. The record is from RefSeq and is a predicted model, not a curated record. Gene Ontology annotation, cellular component: nucleus. Gene Ontology annotation, biological process: protein import into nucleus. Bases 468 to 1643 code for a protein of 391 amino acids. NCBI's taxonomy places the organism in Eukaryota, Metazoa, Chordata, Mammalia, Chiroptera, Vespertilionidae. The transcript is spliced from 5 exons.
CACUUUCCCCGCCUCCGCGUCCCGGCAGCUCCGGCCGCCUCGAGCCCGCGCCGCCCACCGCGGUGCCGCCACUCCCCUGCCGGGCGCCGCCGCUGCAGCCGCGCCGAGUGCGAUGCCGCCGCCCCGGGCCCUGUGCGCGGAGGCCGGCGAGAGGGCGGCCUCGGCCUCGCGGGGGCCCAGCCGCGGGACCGAGCGUAGGUGCUGCGUCUCACGCAGGUCGGCGGCCACCGCUCCCGGGACGGAGCGCGACCCGGAAACCGGCCGGUCCGGGAGGGAAGUGCCGCCCCGCGCGCGGAUGGUAGAAGGCGGACAGGAGGCUCUGAAGAGCCGUUGGCGAUGGAUCGCUUGCCUGUGACCCGGAAGUGCAGCCGGGAGGGUUAGCGCAGACCGCGGUGCCCGCCUGCCGAGCCUGAUGCUCUGGAGCCCAGGGCCUGGCGGUGCGGACGGAGGAGCCGGCUGGCCCGACCAUGGUCACGCUCAUCACCGAGAAGCUGCAGAACCAGAGCCUGGACGACCUCGCGCACCCGAGCUGCGAUGCCAGCCCGCUGCCGGAAGGGCCGGUCCUGGGAAGUAGAACGCAUGUGGCCAUGAAGGAGCCGUGUGGGCGCGUCCUGACUGGCGUCUCCUGUGAACGUCUCUCCUGUCACUCGCAGUGUUCGGCCGAGAAACGGAGCAGCAGAAGUGGCCGCGUGUUCCCUUUUGAGACCAACGGAGAGAGGCGCCCCUGGAAGGCCCUGAGUGGAGGGUGGCCCCUCAGGAGCCAGGCGGCCGCGGGCCCCGCCCUCGCCUUCCCGCCAGGCCCCUGCGGGGUGAGUGCGGUCAGCGCCGUGGACCUCAGGGAGAGCUCGGGGCCGCCCCUGGCCCCGCCCAGCAAGCGACACUGCCGCUCCCUGUCGGAGCCGGACGAGCUGGCCCGCUGCCGGUCCCCCUGGCGCCCCGGGGGCUCCAAGGUCUGGACUGCUGUCUCCAAGAGGCGCUGCCACAGCGGCGGGAGCACCAGCCUGCCCGGGAGCGCCCUGCCGGCCGCGGGCCCCAGCUCCCCGCCCACGCCCCGGCCGGCCUCCGCCAGUGGCGGCUGUGUGGACGGCGGGUGCGGCUCCGGGCCGCCCUGGGGUCCUCCAGAGCCCACCCUGUCCUCCCGGCGCCGCCUGUCCCUGUCGCAGGAGCACCUGCUGGACGCAGACACCCCGUCGUCCGCACCCGUGCUGGGCUGGCGGCUGGGCCUGCUCCGGAGCCGCUCGCAGCCCUGUGUGCUCGUCGGGAGGAAGAGCCGCCUGAAGCGCCCGCGGGAGGAGGACCCUCGGUGGCCGCGCCCGUCCCUGGACUUCCUGAAGAUGACCCGGACGUUGAAGAACUCAAAAAGCCUUGGCUCCCUCGACUGCGAAGGUGAGGAUGAGGAUGAGGCAAGAGUGAAGACGGCCGCGUCCUCCCCACGGGCCCCGCACGGCCUCAUGGGGCUCGUCACCCCAGCCUCCAGCCCCCUGGGCACCGGCCCCAGACCCCGGCCGGCCAGCCCCAGCCUGUGGGCCUCCCAGGAGGGCGGGAGUGGCGGGGCCCCGGGGGACUGGGACAGCGCCUGCGAGGAGGGCGUGUCCCCGCUGGGCCCCGGCGAGCUGGACCUGGAGCAGAUCGAGAACAACUGACCGCGGCGGGGGUCUGGGGAGACGGGAAGCGGGUCCUGUAGUUUGAAUGUUGGGGUCGUUCUGAUCAGUCUUUCCUAAAGGAGUAUUUUGCAUUAUUCUGGCUUUUACAGUUCUGGAGAAAGGUCUCUAUUUUGAAAUGCAUUUUCAGAGGGCAUUCUGUUACCCGGGUUCUGGGUACACACCCCAGGGCAGGCUGGUUCCUCGGUAAACGCCUGCGGUGAAGGGCGCUGUGCGUCCUGUAGUUACGAGGCCUGGGCGCUGCUUGGGGCAGGACCCACGCUCUGCGGCCUGACUCCUGGCCGGCGUGGGACACGGUCCUGGCGCACCUGGUCUGUGACUUCAAUAAAAGACGUUUGCUUUGCA